AUGGCGUCGAUGCUGCUUGGGGUGAAGGACGACGGCGAUGCCCGCGCCUUCACGCACGCCGUGCUGGAGUGUCAAUACGAGCUUGCAGACUGGCUGUUGCGGAUGGCCAGCAUGAGUACCCCAAAGAUCGCUGCGCCGGCCCUGGGCGCGCUCGGACGCUUGCUGCAGGCCUGCGCCGACCGCGCCGCCGCGGCGCGGCUGGCCGCUCGCUGCGCGAAAACGCCCGCUGUGAUCAACAGCGCGGCGCAGCUCGUGGCGGACGGCGGCAGCGGCGACAGGGGCGGCGGCGCCACCGGAGGCGGCGCCAGCGGUGGCAGCGUCAGCGGCGGCGACAUCCGCAGCAAUGCCAGUCGUGGCGGCAGCCGCAGCGACGCCGUCUCGCGCGCCAGCUUCGAAAUCGAUUGCUACAACAACUUGUUUGCCGCCCUGAACAUCGACAGCGCGGUGGCCCUCUUGCGCCACACAGCACACGCCAGCCCCGCCGCCUGCGCCGACCUCGCCGCGCAGCCCGCGCUCGUAAGUGCCGCGGCCACCUUCUUGGCUGAUGCCAGCCGCGCGGCGCGCCAGAGGGACAGCCUCGCACUGCUCGGCGCCGUGGUGGCGCAGCUGCCGGCGGGCAGGGCGAAGGUUGCGUUCGCUGCACUGGUGGCGUGCACGCCCGGCGUGCUGCCCGCGCUCGUUCGCCUGUUAAACAGCCCUGACGCGGGCGACAGGUUCCACGCUGUGCGCCUCGUGCAGUUCGCCGCUGAGAAUGUCAGCGCCGUCGCCGCGGCGCUGCGCCAACUGCCACUCCCCACAGCGCUCGUGGCGCUGCUGCGGCGCGAGGGGGCCGGUGGCUGCCCGCCCGAGCAGGGUGGGCUGUGCGGGACGUGUCUCGCGGCACUCGAAGUCUCAUGGUUCAUGUGCACCACAGACGCGUGGACAUGUGGCACCGACCUGGCGUGCUCCUUCGCCGACCUGCUGUCGCGCGCGCCGGCCGCCACCGAGGCGCUGGCGCGGCAGCUCGACGCCUGCCCUUGGCACCCCCUGGAGACGUCUGCGGCGGCCACAAUUGCGAAGGCGGUCUGCACCGCCGCGGUCGAGCCGGGACGCCAGGGGCACACAGAUGUGCUGCGCCGCCUUGUCGCGGCGCCCGGCAGCCUGCCUGCGGCGACGGCGCGCGCCCUCGAGGCGCUGCUCAAGUUCUCAUAUGCUCAGAACUUCAAAUGCUCGGCCCAGCAGCCCGUGUCGCAGGAGCAGGUGUGGAUGAGGAGUUGGCAGCAGCAGCAGCCGCCGCAGCGACUAUGA
Messenger RNA from Monoraphidium neglectum, 1287 nucleotides. RefSeq lists its product as hypothetical. The coding region runs from base 1 to 1287 and encodes 428 amino acids. The record is from RefSeq and is a predicted model, not a curated record. Lineage: Eukaryota; Viridiplantae; Chlorophyta; Chlorophyceae; Sphaeropleales; Selenastraceae. Gene Ontology annotation, molecular function: protein binding. The transcript has 2 exons.